AUGGGUCACUCUCAGGAACUAAGUGAAUUCAAGCGUGGUACUGUGAUAGGUUACCACCUGUGCAAUAAGUCCAUCCAUAAAAUUUCCUUAGUGCUAAAUAUUCCACGGUCAAAUGUUAGUGCUAUUAUAUCAAAGUGGAAGCAACUGGGAAUGACAGCAACUCAGCCAUGAAGUGUGCAUGUUCUCAGAAAUUGCCACCUGUCUGCAGAGUCAAUAGCUAAAGACCUUCAAACUUCAUUGAAAAGAACUAUUAAGGCGUCAGCAUACCAAGACAUUUUGAACAAUUUCAUGCUCUCAACUUUGUGGGAACAGUUUGGGGAUGGCCCCUUC
Molecule: messenger RNA, 330 nt
Organism: Staurois parvus
Lineage: Eukaryota; Metazoa; Chordata; Amphibia; Anura; Ranidae
Source: the annotation of a GenBank genome assembly